Messenger RNA from Rosa rugosa (rugosa rose), 1917 nucleotides. Its product is annotated as probable plastidic glucose transporter 1. The transcript has 12 exons. Lineage: Eukaryota; Viridiplantae; Streptophyta; Magnoliopsida; Rosales; Rosaceae. The record is from RefSeq and is a predicted model, not a curated record. Gene Ontology annotation, cellular component: membrane. Gene Ontology annotation, molecular function: hexose transmembrane transporter activity. Gene Ontology annotation, biological process: monosaccharide transmembrane transport. Bases 60 to 1676 code for a protein of 538 amino acids.
CAGUUCCUCGAAAUGUGAAACUUCUCGAGUUCUCGUCUAUCCCUACCAACAGUGAUCCGAUGUGGCUGGCUACCGUACCUCACCGUCACCGACCCCUUCCUCCGGUUCCGACGACCCUCACCGCUCGUCCGAAUCCGAAGCUGUUCUAUCAUUCUCUUCCCAAACCAGCCUCGUUUCGUUUCGGUCUCCGCCUCCGCCUCAACAGCUACAAAGCUUCGGCGGCAAAGAAGCAGCUGCCGGAGGUAGCAACUCGAAAAUCAGAUAGUGAGAAAUUUCGGUCACAAGAGGAAAAGAACGGUGAAGGUUUGGAUUUGGGAUGGUUGCCUGCUUUUCCUCACGUGUUUAUUGCCUCCAUGUCCAAUUUUCUUUUUGGUUAUCACAUAGGGGUGAUGAAUGGUCCGAUUGUUUCGAUUGCUCGAGAACUCGGAUUUGAAGGUAAUUCAAUUCUCGAGGGGCUUGUGGUGAGCAUAUUUAUAGUUGGUGCAUUUCUUGGAAGCAUAUGCUGCGGUUCGAUUGUAGAUAAACUUGGCUGUAGGAGGACCUUUCAGAUUGACACCAUUCCUUUGAUUCUUGGAGCAUUGAUAAGUGCACAAGCGCAUUCCUUGGAUGAAGUACUUUUGGGAAGGUUUCUUGUUGGCCUCGGCAUAGGGGUUAACACUGUUCUUGUUCCUAUCUAUAUAUCAGAGAUUGCUCCAACAAAAUAUAGAGGUUCAUUGGGAACCUUGUGUCAAAUUGGCACAUGUCUUGGGAUCAUUUCAUCACUGUUUCUUGGAAUUCCCUCAGAAACUGAUCCACACUGGUGGAGGACAAUGCUGUAUAUCGCAAGUGUCCCUGGAUUUGUCCUCGCACUUGGAAUGCAAUUUGCUGUAGAUAGCCCCCGUUGGCUAUGCAAGGUUGGGAGAUUGAGCAAUGCUAAAGAAGUGAUCAAAAAUGUUUGGGGAGCAUCUGAAGUUGAAAAGGCAGUUGAAGAAUUUCAGGCAGUAAUCAAGAAUGAUGGUAGUGAUUUGGAAAGCAGUUGGUUGGAGCUAUUGGAAGAGCCAAACUCUAGAGUUGCAUGCAUAGGAGGUGCCCUUUUUGUACUUCAACAGUUCGCGGGUAUAAAUGGGGUUCUUUACUUUUCAUCACUGACUUUUCAAGAUGUUGGAAUUACAAGUAGUGCUUUAGCAAGCUUGCUUGUUGGUGUUACCAACUUUGCAGGAGCACUUUGUGCUUUGUACUUGAUUGAUAAACAGGGGAGGCAGAAGCUUUUGAUUGGAAGUUACUUAGGAAUGGCACUUUCAAUGUUUCUUGUGGUCUAUGCGAUCAGUUUUCCACUAGAUGAGGAACUAGGUCACAACUUAUCAAUACUGGGAACAGUCAUGUACAUAUUUACCUUUGCAAUAGGAGCCGGCCCGGUCACUGGACUUGUCAUACCAGAACUCAGCAGUAGCAGAUCACGGGGGAAGAUCAUGGGAUUCAGUUUUUCUGCUCACUGGGUUUGCAACUUCUUGGUGGGUUUAUUUUUCCUCGACUUGGUGGAGAAAUUCGGAGUUGCUCCAGUUUAUGGUACCUUUGGCGGAGUUUCCCUGUUGGCAGCAAUAUUUUCUACCUACUUUAUAGUUGAAACCAAAGGGCGCUCCCUUGAGGAUAUAGAAAUGUCACUAAGCUCAGAUUUCAUUGCCAGAGGCAAGAAGUGACCUUAUACUGAUACUUGAAGAUUCUGAAGAUCUAAACUGUCGCGAUACAUUUAUAGAUCAGAUUGAAGUUUCCACGGUGGAGGUUCACAAGUUUAAUGCCAUAUUUCAGUGAUGUCACCUUUUGCUUCCAUGUCCUGUCAAAUGUUACAUUGUAACUGAAUCUGAAAUUAUCUUCAGAGGAAGAAUGCUAUCUUUUAGUGGGGUUAAAUCAGAUAGUACUGAGAUGCAGAGUUAAAAGAAA